Molecule: messenger RNA, 1416 nt
Organism: Leucoraja erinaceus (little skate)
Lineage: Eukaryota; Metazoa; Chordata; Chondrichthyes; Rajiformes; Rajidae
Gene: spc25
Product: SPC25 component of NDC80 kinetochore complex
Exons: 7
Coding region: 154-831 (225 amino acids)
Biological process (GO): chromosome segregation
Cellular component (GO): Ndc80 complex
Source: RefSeq, a predicted model, not a curated record
UCCUUCCCUCUCUCCAUCUCCACUCCUUUCUCUCUCUCCCUCGCUCUAGAUGCGCGCGCUCGCUCUCUACUUCCGGUUUCCCCGAGCACUUCCGCCAGCGGUCGCUCCGUCUCCGCGGGUUGAAGAUUGGCGGCAAAUUCAAGCGGGAGAUCGAUGGAUAAUUUUAAAGAAGAUAUGCAAAGUCAGCUGGAUGAAAAGCUGAGUGAAACCAGAGCAAAAUUUUUUAGUUUGUGGGAGAGCUGUAAUCCCGAAGGAUUCAAAUCGAGAUAUGGAGAAUCCUUGAAAAUCACCAGAGACAGGUGCCUCGAAAUAUAUGAUGAAGAGAAACAGAUGCGUGAUAAAGUCCAAUUAACAAAAAAGGCUGUUGCUGAGCAGAGCACCUUGUUGCAGACGAUGCAGGAAGAUAUACGCGUCGCAAACCAACACUUUCAAAGUUGUGAAAAGCAGAAGCAGGAAUUGGUAGAAAAGAUCAAGCAACUGAAAGAAGAACUUGUCAAAAAGCAGGAAUCAAUUUCUACACAAAAGCAGGAGAACAAAGCAAAGCUGAAGGAACUGAAUACAUCGGCAGAGAUGUUCAAGAAGAGAAUGGGUCUGGAAAUCCGCAGAGUGCAUGGUGAACAACUGCAAUUCAUCUUCAAAAACGUCAACAGCAAAGACCCCGGGCAGCUGUUUACAUUCUUACUGAAAUUUAACGAAGAAGGGAAUUAUGAAGUCGUGUCCUGUGACCCUCCGCUGGAAUGUAUGCCUCUACUGCAGGAGAAGCUCAAGGAGAACAACAAUUUCUCUGCAUUUCUUGCAAACGUCAGGAAGGCCUUUACUGCACUGGUGUAACUCCAAGAUACAUUUGUGAUUUGUGUUCAACUUAAGAAAUGUAAGCUUCGGCUAUUAUAUUUGCCAUCCACAGACCAUGUAAAUACACUCUUGUGCCUGUCUAUUUUUGCUGAUUAUAAGUCAGUGGUAAUUUCAACCAUUUCUGACAGUAAUUCAAAAUACUUUUGACGUCAAAGUUUGCUCCAGCUGUGAUUGAUCAAUGUUUUCUUUCGCCAUCUGCAUAAAUGUGAGACUUAUCUGUGUGGGAAGGAACUGCAGAUGCUGCUUUAAAUCGAAGAUAGACACAAAAAACUGGAGUAACUCAGCAGGUUGUGGCAGCAUCUCUGGAGAAAAGGAACACGUGACAUCUCGGAACGAGACCCUUCUUCAGAAUGUCUCAACCCGAAACGCCUCCUAUUCCUUCUCUCCAGAGAUGCUGCCUGACCUGCUGAGUUACUCCAGCUUUUUGUGUCUGUCAGACUUAAUUAAUGUUUGUUUAAGUGCUCGGUAUUUUAAUUUUGCACCUUCCCCUUUCUUUACCUCGCACCUUUUUGGCCUUUUGUCAUUGGCCUUUGUCCAAUCAUCUAUCAAUCUAAAAAAAUCCUU